Molecule: messenger RNA, 3961 nt
Organism: Rhincodon typus (whale shark)
Lineage: Eukaryota; Metazoa; Chordata; Chondrichthyes; Orectolobiformes; Rhincodontidae
Gene: l3mbtl2
Product: L3MBTL histone methyl-lysine binding protein 2
Exons: 17
Coding region: 112-2154 (680 amino acids)
Biological process (GO): regulation of DNA-templated transcription
Cellular component (GO): nucleus
Molecular function (GO): zinc ion binding
Source: RefSeq, a predicted model, not a curated record
CAAUGAGAGAGCACGUUAUAAGGAAAUGAUCCGUCCUAGAAUGGCGGCGUUGUGUGCCUGAAUUCGAUCAUUAAGUUGCACAAAGAGGAGGAACAAGAUUAUGGUGUAGAAAUGUCCUUCAUGGAUGUUGAAGAUGAUGACUGCAGCGUGUUUGAUGGAUAUGAUAGUCUGGAAGACGAUGGCAGUGACAGCAAUAGAAACCUCACCACAGAUGAUUCGAGCAAUGACCUGGAAGAUGAGGAACUUGGUCAGGUGCAGGACAUGGAUACGGAGUCGAUAUGUGGAGCGAUAAAUGAUGAUGAGUCAUCUAUUGAUGGAGGACUUAGAAUUGCUACCUGUGAGAUGUGUGGCAUUGUUGGAGCACGAGAAACCUUCUAUUCCAAAACCAAAAGAUUCUGCAGUGUCUCCUGUUCUCGAAGCUACUCUUCCAACUCCAAGAAAGCCAGUAUCUUGGCUAGAUUGCAGGGAAAACCACCUACAAAGAAGGCAAAAGUGUUAAACAAAGCCUCAUGGUCAUCUAAAUUGGGGGCAUUUCUGCAGCAGCAGUCCAGUGGGAAGGGAACAGAUGUUGCUCAGAGUAACAAUUCGGCUGUUAACCAAGGAUUUGAAUGGGGAAAAUAUAUCGACGAGCACAAAUGCCAAGCCGCUCCUGUCAGCUGCUUCAAACAUGUUCCACUUUUUGAUCAGUGGGAAGAUGUUCUGGAAGGAAUGAAAGUAGAAGUAUUGAACCUUGACUGUAAUCUGCCAAACAAAGUCUACUGGAUUGCACAAGUCAUAAAGUUAGCAGGUUAUAAGGCACUGCUGAGGUAUGAAGGAUUUGAAAACAACCCAAAACGGGAUUUUUGGUAUAAUCUGGGAACUGCAGAUAUCCAUCCAAUUGGUUGGUGUGCCACAUUUGGCAAGCCUCUUGUGCCUCCUCAGACUGUUCGAAACAAGACCACUGACUGGAGGGCCUAUCUGUUAAAGAGACUAAUUGGAUCUAAGACUCUACCAGUUGAUUUUCAUUAUAAGAUGGUGGAGAGUAUGAAAUAUCCUUUUCGACCAGGAAUGCGUGUAGAAGUUGUUGAUAAGACACAAAUCUCACGUACACGGACAGCAGUUGUGGAUACUGUGAUUGGGGGGCGCCUGAGACUGCUGUAUGAAGAUUGUGAAGAUGAUGAUUUCUGGUGCCACAUGUGGAGUCCCCUCAUCCAUUCAGUGGGAUGGUCCAAAAGAGUGGGUCAUAAAGUGAAACACCCAGGAGGAGUGACCAGAGCAGGCAUAAACUCAUACCCAACGUUCAGGAAAAUCUUCUGUUAUGCUUUGCCCCAUCUCUUUAAAAAGGUACGAGCUGUUUAUGCUAAUGACGAUUGGUUUGAAGAGGGGAUGAAACUGGAGGCAAUUGAUCCACUGAAUUUAUCCACUAUUUGUGUUGCCAGUGUCCGAAAGGUAUUGUUGGAUGGAUAUCUGAUGAUUGGAAUUGAUGGAUGCGAGGCGGCUGACGGUACUGACUGGUUCUGUUAUCAUGCUUCCUCUUGUUGCAUCUUUCCUGUGGGAUUCUGCAAGAAGAAUGACAUUGAAUUAACGACUCCCAGAGGUUGGGAGAAGUGCUUUGACUGGGAUACAUACUUGAGAGAUACUGGUUCCAAAGCAGCUCCUGCAAGUCUAUUCAUUAGGGACAUUCCAUACCAUGGGUUUGAACCUGGAAUGAAACUUGAGGCCGUCGACCUGAUGGAACCACGCCUGAUCUGCGUCGCUACAGUGACACGCAUAGUGAAUCGUCUAUUGCGGAUCCAUUUUGACGGGUGGAGUGAUGAAUAUGAUCAAUGGGUAGACUGUGAGUCGUCAGACCUGUAUCCAGUGGGCUGGUGUGAGUUGACCGGCUAUCAACUCCAAAUGCCUGUAGAUCCAGCUCUGGAAAAACCUGCCACGAAAUCAACAGAAGCCCCUAAGACAAAGAGGAAACCUUACGGGAAGAAAAAAAGAAAACCGAUUCAAAAGGUGGCAAAACGUGGAACGAAGAGCAAACCUGGAACAUUGGCAAAAGAGGAACUACCUGAAGAUGAAAUCAUUGCAGUACAGGUGAAGGAGGAGACAGUUGAUUCAUCAACACCACUGGACCCCAGCAACCUACUGAUCCCUGUAGAAAACAUCAAGCAGGAACCAGUGGACUGAGUGAGUCCGACACCCGCAUUAAAGCUGCAGUGUGCCCGUGUGAACUGGCUAAUCUUCAACCCUGUAAGUGAUCGUCUUUUUGGACUGGUGUCGGAGAAGGAGAACUGCAACCAGGAGCCCCAGACCUUGAGCUGGCUUGAGUGGAUCCGACUGGUUUAAACUGGCCAGGACUGGAUCCUGCCAACAGAAGCAUUUUACGCUAGGUUUCUUUUGUUGCUAAUUCCAGCCUGCCAAAAAAUCUUAGGAUUUAUUAAUCAGUCGGGAGAGUUCUGCAGUACUAUGUCAGUAGAAAUAUUGUGGCUGAGCAAGGCAAAUGUGUGUUUUAGAAAGUACAGUCUGUACAGAAGUGUCAGAUUCUGUAAAACAUUGGUAUAGUAUUCAGUGCUCAGAUGUGACAGCCUUAAGUGUGUAAUGUUUAAACUGAGAUUUCCUCCUCUCCCUGAAUGUGUUUAUACCUUUGCCCUUAAGUCCUUUAUCUCACCCAUGUGUCAUUCUUUGUGCGGGAACUUGAAAACUGAGCAGAGAUCAACCAUUUAAUCUUAUGGUGGUGAAGGAAGUCAUUGUGGCCCAGCCUCAUCUACCUGGUUGUUAGAUUCCGGCUGAUAUCGAUGCUGGUGGUCAGUGGCAGGGAUUGUGCUUAUUCUCAACUGUAACAAAUUUUGGAGAUGAUGCCGUUAGCCCAGCUAGGAUGAGUUAGCUUGAUGCAGGUAGUCAAACCCAGUAUCUUUUAUAGUCUGCAUCAAUCUAUGCCACAAUGGGAUGUCUCUUUACCUAGUAUUCUUUCUCUCAUUGAUGCUUUUCAGUUUGCUCUCUCACCCACCCAUUUUUUUUUUUUUUAAAUGCAUAUAUCCUUGCUUGGCUGUAGUUCAGUGGUAACUUGCUGCCUUCCAGAAGCUCAGCCAUUUGGUUGUUCUUCCUGUCCGAGUGUUGGAAUCCAGUUAACAGGCUGAUCAACAGUGGGAGCCACACAGCCUUCCUGCAGCGUGUAUGUAAAAUUGUGUGAACAAGGAGCAGGACUAGGCCACUCAAGUGCUUGAGCCUGCUCCACCAUUCAAUAAACGCAUGGCUGGUAUGAUUACUCCUCAUUGCAGCCAACCCUGAUGGUCUUUGGCUGCCUUGCUUAUCAAGAAUCCAUCCAUCCUUAAAAAUUCAAGAAUGCUACUUCCACCAGCUUUUCGAAGAAAGCCAUUCCAAAUAUACAUGACCUUUUCACAAAAAAAGUCUCCUGAUCUCUGCCUUAAAUGAGCGACCCUCAUUUUGAAGCAGAAGAUGAGACAUCAUCUCUACGAUUACCCUAUCCAGGUGAGGAUCUUGUGUUUCAAUCAAGUUGUAUCUGCUCCAGCUCCAGAAGGAUUUGGAGGUAUGAUACAAGAGCGAGGGUGGAAGGGGCAGUGACUGGACAAUAUGGAGGCAUAUUUCCACAGGCACCUUACAGGGUAGUAAUUCUUGGAUAUUUUCCCCAUCUCUGACCAAGGAACUGAAUUUAAUUGUAACUUGCCCAUUAUUGUUUGGUCCAGACUGAAAUUUGAGCCUGGCAUCUGCGAGACCUAUCUAUCUCACCUAUUCAUUGUAUUAACCUAUUGAGUCCUGAGCGAAAGCUCCAUCCUUACCAUUUAGUAAUUGGGAGAAAAGGUGGUUCAGUGGUUAGCACUACUGCCUCACUGCGCCAGGGACCUGGGUAUGAUUCCACCGUCAGGCUGUGUGGAGUUGUGCACAUUCUCCCCGUGUCUGCGUGGGUUUCCUCUGGGUGCUCCGGUUUCCUCCCACAGUCCAAAGAUGUGCAGGUUAGGUGGAUUGGCCAUGCUAA